Molecule: messenger RNA, 1115 nt
Organism: Nicotiana tabacum (common tobacco)
Lineage: Eukaryota; Viridiplantae; Streptophyta; Magnoliopsida; Solanales; Solanaceae
Source: RefSeq, a predicted model, not a curated record
GCCUAUAUUAGGAAAAUCUUACAGGUGUAUGAUUUUCUUGUCAGUUUUACUACUGUUGCACUUGCAGUUCUUCAAUGAUGAUGUUUCCCUGCUCUGGGUUAAUAUUCUCAGUUGGUGUUGUGUUGUCUUGUGCACGAUUGUGGUUAUGGUGCAUGUAUAAUUAACCGGUGUUGCUGGUCCAAUAUUUUUUAUUUUUAUUUUUUAUCCACUAAGUUUUCUUUUCUUUUUCUUGUUGCCCAAGCAAUGGUUUGUUCUGCACUUGAUAUUUGGUUUUGUUGCCUCAGGUUUGGGACAAUGGUAGCUUGUUUUCGAUAUGCUCCUAUUGAUGUUUAUUCUGUAUUUCUCCCACCUCCAAAGCUUGAAUUUAGCCAUGAUAAUCACGAGUGGAUUCAGAAAGAAGGUGAUGAGGUGCACAGAAGGGCUAAUGCUUUGUUUGCUGAGGUGUCCAAAGCUCUUCAUGCAAAGUUGGAAAAAUUUUCUGUUGAUAGUAGCUUGAAAGCACCGAAUAUAAGUGAGCAGAUUGCAGAGAUGGAAGAAAUAUUAGAGAAGGAGAAAACUGUGUUUGAGGUGAUUCUUUUAUUUUCCCCUCCUGUUGUUUAGAUACUAACUUGUGUCAUCUGCAUUGUCGGUGAGGUAUAAACAAAUUUGUCAGUAUGGCUGAGCGAGAAGAUAGAUAUGGUUACCUUUUUGAUGUUCAACUGUUUCUAAAGAUGACAGCCCAAGUAAUUUCUCUCUGUAUGGUGUGGAUAACAUGUCUCAAACCUUUGACAUUUUAGGACUGAGAAUUUUGGUGAAGUAUGUGUUUAAAAUUCAGAGGUGCGUUCUCUCACUCUAAGAUAUGUGAAAAUUAAUGCAGCAACGAAUUGGAGAAGAAAGAAAUAAUCAGGGUUCUCUAAUAAGAAGUAGCAGUAGAAAAAGAAUAUGAGAGGAGCUAACCCUUAGUGUAGCAACUAGAAAAAAGUUUUUCCAGCCCGAUUAGAGGAGGAAAAAAGAAAAAGACGUGUCUUCCCUAAGCAAGACGGUAAAAAAACAAGAAAGACUUAAGAGUACAUAAGACCUGUCAUGGGCGGCUUUCCAACCAUGCCCCAUGACCCCUUGGAUGCGCCCCGUGGCGU